Hypomesus transpacificus is the source of this 2694-nucleotide messenger RNA. RefSeq names its product C-terminal binding protein 1. The record is from RefSeq and is a predicted model, not a curated record. Gene Ontology annotation, molecular function: transcription corepressor activity; oxidoreductase activity, acting on the CH-OH group of donors, NAD or NADP as acceptor; NAD binding. Lineage: Eukaryota; Metazoa; Chordata; Actinopteri; Osmeriformes; Osmeridae. Bases 315 to 1637 code for a protein of 440 amino acids. The transcript has 9 exons.
GCCACCUCGUACUUGCGCACCCCCCUCUCCUCCUCCAACCUUUCGUUUUCUCUCUUUCCCACUCCUAUAAAAUGCAGCGACACUUGCAUUCUGUAUAUGGACGCGUUUUUGACAGAGAAUAAUAGUCAAAACAGAGAGUGAGGAAGGGAGGGAGUUAGAGUGAGGGAGGGAGAAGAAGGGACGGAAAAAGGGUGAGCACAUGUGUAUACUUGUCACUAAGGGGGCAGGAAAAAAGGAAUAAGGAAGCUGAGGUAGCCGCCAUAUGCUGUGGAUUUUGUGAAUGUCUUGCUGAAUAUCCUUCUUUGGGGGAAAAGAUGGGAAGCUCUCAUUUGCUGAACAAAGGCUUACCUCUAGGCAUCCGGCCGCCCAUCAUGAACGGGCCAAUGCAUCCCCGCCCUCUGGUGGCUCUUCUGGAUGGGCGUGACUGCACAGUGGAGAUGCCCGUGCUGAAAGAUGUGGCCACCGUGGCUUUCUGUGACGCCCAGUCCACCCAGGAGAUCCAUGAGAAGGUUCUGAACGAGGCUGUGGGAGCUCUGAUGUACCACACCAUCACACUGAUGAGGGAGGACCUGGAGAAGUUCAAAGCCCUGAGGAUCAUCGUCCGCAUAGGCAGCGGCUUCGACAACAUUGACCUCAAAUCUGCCGGAGAUCUUGGCAUCGCAGUGUGCAACAUGCCGGCAGCGUCCGUGGAGGAGACGGCCGAUUCGACGCUGUGCCACAUCCUGAACCUGUACAGACGAACCACCUGGCUGCACCAGUCCCUCCGUGAAGGAACCCGGGUCCAGAGCGUGGAACAAAUACGGGAGGUGGCGUCUGGGGCGGCCAGGAUCAGAGGGGAGACUCUGGGCAUCAUCGGACUGGGCCGCGUAGGCCAGGCGGUAGCUCUGAGAGCUAAAGCCUUUGGCUUUAACGUGAUCUUCUACGACCCCUACCUGUUGGACGGUGUUGAGCGAGCUCUGGGGCUGCAGCGGGUCAAUACCCUGCAGGACCUGCUUUUCCACUCGGACUGUGUGUCCCUGCACUGCAGCCUCAACGAACACAACCACCACCUCAUCAAUGACUUCACUAUCAAACAGAUGCGUCAGGGAGCCUUCCUGGUGAACACGGCGCGAGGGGGCCUCGUAGAUGAGAAGGCCCUGGCCCAGGCCCUCAAGGAUGGCCGGAUAAGAGGAGCGGCGCUGGAUGUUCACGAGACGGAGCCUUUCAGCUUCAGCCAGGGCCCGCUGAAAGAUGCCCCCAACCUGAUCUGCACCCCUCACGCCGCGUGGUACAGCGAGCAGGCCUCCAUCGAGAUGAGGGAGGAGGCGGCCCGCGAGAUCCGAAGAGCCAUCACCGGUCGUAUCCCAGACAGUCUGAAGAACUGUGUGAAUAAAGAGUUCCUCACCCAGACUAACCACUGGGCGGGUAUGGACCCCGCAGCGCUCCACUCUGAGCUCAAUGGUGCUUACAGAUAUCCCCCCGGGGUUGUGAGUUUGGCCUCUGGGGGCCUCACUCCUGCCGGGGGGGGGAUUGUGCCCAGCGCCAUGCCCAUCACACAUAACCUCCAGUCAGCCACACACCCGCCCCACAACCCUUCACCUAGUCAGCCAGGCAAGCCUGACGGUGACAGAGAGCAGCACCCUAAUGACCAGUUGUAACUUUACCUUUGGUAGAUACUACCAGUCCAAGCUGCACCCACACAGGGCUCUCUGGUUGUAGCCAAACAUCCUUUCCAGAGAGUUCUGUGGUACAUUGUCAAUCUAUUUUAGGGGAGCAUUCAGUGAGCUGAAGCACUGCACAAUGUUGCAAACAAAAAUAUGAGGUACAUAUUACAGAUUUGUACCUGUUCUAAGUGUACAUUUCUACCUGCACAUUGUUUAAUGUUGCACCAUCCUGGAUACACCAACUGCUUUUCACCCCAAAGAGAAGGGAAAGGAGGUGCCAGUGGUUCUCACCUGUUCCAUUAGCAGGCUGACUGACUGAGGGACUUCCUGGCCUAACCCUAUUUUCGUUGCCCUUCUUUUAAAAAAAAGUUUUGAAAAAAGAUUAUAUCAAUUUGGAAAGAAAAAAUGAAAUUCUGCUGUUUCUAGACUGUAGUUUGUUCCAAAUACAUGGAUGAAUAUCUGUUUGUGUGUCCUAUACGGAUUCAUUGUUCAUCUGAAGUAGUCGGUAAAAGAUUCAUGUUUGUGUACAGUUUUUAGGGUUAUGAGAAAAAUAUGUUUGUAGGAUACAAGAAGAAAAAAUUAUAUUAAAGCAACAAAUUUGUCCCCCUGAUAGCCACAAAAGGUUUUGCACUCCUUCUCAGGAAAAGCCACUUUUGUUUUGAGACUGCUAUGAGACUCGUUCAUUCUGUCAGUUAAGGGGCAUGUGUUUUUCCCUGGGCUCUGUGUAAAUGUUGAAACUACAUUGGGAGAGGCGGCCCUUAUGUCUCGUGCAUACAUACCUGGUGUCCUGCUUGCCCGUGUCAGUGUGACUUGAUUGUAAGUGUUGUCUGAGAAGUGGCUGUUAGCUGCAGAAUUAGUAGCAGACCUUCUGCCUACCUUUGGUUCCCCCUAUGGUAAAGUAGUAGGCUUAGCAAUAUAUGUAUUAUAUUAUACAGUAAAAUAUCAUUAUUUUUGGUCAACCAAAAUCCAGAAAGAAAUGUUUGUGACUGACUGUAUGCAUUUGUAUGAAUUAUUUUGGAAAGAAAUUAAAGUCGCUUUAGAAAGGUUAGAA